Messenger RNA from Elephantulus edwardii (Cape elephant shrew), 279 nucleotides. RefSeq names its product 60S ribosomal protein L35-like. Gene Ontology annotation, molecular function: structural constituent of ribosome; mRNA binding. Gene Ontology annotation, cellular component: cytosolic large ribosomal subunit; ribosome. Gene Ontology annotation, biological process: maturation of LSU-rRNA from tricistronic rRNA transcript (SSU-rRNA, 5.8S rRNA, LSU-rRNA); translation. The record is from RefSeq and is a predicted model, not a curated record. Lineage: Eukaryota; Metazoa; Chordata; Mammalia; Macroscelidea; Macroscelididae. Bases 1 to 279 code for a protein of 92 amino acids. The transcript is spliced from 2 exons.
AUGGCCAAAAGCAAGGUUUGGGACCUUCAUGGUAAGAAGAAGGAGGAGAUGUUGAAACAGCUGGAUGAUCUGAAGUUGGAGCUGUCCCAGCUGCACACUCAGAAGGAGAACCUCAGAAAGUGCUGUGUGGUCAUAAAGUACAAACCCCUGGAUCUGAGGCCCAAGAAAACACAUGCCAUGUGCCCAAGGCUCAAUGAGCGUGAGGAGAAGCUGAAAACCAAGAAGCAGCAGCGAAAAGAGCGCCUGUAUCCACUGCAGAAACGCGCAGUUGAGGCCUGA